AUGAAUACGUUGACGGUUCGGCGGUUAGCUAAUUUUCGGAAAUACAGCGUUAAAUUACCAGGUACCCUCUCAAAAUUAUAUAGCGGUUUAAAACCAGAUGAACUGCUGUCUGAUGGGACUCCUGAUUAUGUGCGUUUGAUCCUGCGCUCUUCUGUUUAUGAUGUUAUAGAUGAAUCUCCACUUACUCGUGCGAAUUUACUUUCAUCGCGCUUGAAUAUUGAUAUACAGAUGAAAAGAGAAGAUAUGUUACCAGUGUUUUCUUUUAAGCUACGUGGGGCAUAUAAUAUGAUUUCUAAGUUAAGUGAAGAGCAGAAGAAAGCGGGUGUUAUCGCUUGUUCCGCUGGAAAUCACGCUCAGGGCGUUGCCUACUCUUCAAACUUUUUAUCAAUUCCUGCUACUAUUGUGAUGCCUGUGUCCACUCCUGCAAUUAAGUAUCAAAAUGUAGCAAGACUUGGUGCAGAGGUGGUGCUGUAUGGCGGAAACUUUGAUGACGCAAAAGCUGAAUGUGAUCGCAUAACAAAAGAGCGAGGUUUGACUAAUAUCCCGCCUUUCGAUCAUCCGUAUGUCAUUGCUGGACAAGGUACAGUUGCAACCGAGAUCCUUAGACAGGUACAUAACACGAAAUUGGCAGCCAUUUUUUGCCCUGUGGGUGGUGGUGGGUUAAUUGCCGGCAUAGGCUCUUACGUGAAAAGAAUUGCACCUCAUGUUAAGGUCAUAGGAGUUGAGACUAAGGAUGCUUCAACGCUCCAUGACUCCCUAAAGUACAAUAAACGUAUUACGCUUGAUUCUACUGGGACAUUUGCUGACGGUACUUCCGUUCGUGUCCUUGGUGAGGAAACCUAUCGUGUUGCAAAAGAGGUUGUAGAUGAUGUCAUACUGGUCGACACUGAUGAGCUUUGUGCUGCAAUUGAGGACAUAUUCAUGGAUGCUAGGGUUAUAGUAGAACCUUCAGGAGCUCUAUCUGUAGCAGGAAUGAAGAAGUACUUUGCGGAUCCAGAGAAACAAAGAGAAGCGUCUGGUAAAACCUUCAUACCAAUUUUAUCGGGUGCAAACAUGAACUUCGACCGCCUGCGUUUUGUGAGUGAAAGAGCUGUUCUUGGUCAGGGCAAGGAAGUGUUUAUGAUGUUUACAAUUCCUGAUACGCCGGGAUCAUUCAGGAAACUACAUAGUGUGAUCCACCCAAGACAUGUUACUGAAUUCUCAUACCGCUACAAUCAGAACACUCAGAGCUCUGAUGCUCAUAUAUAUGCUUCAUUUACUGUCUCCGACAGGGAACCAGAAAUCGCAGACGUCAUAGAGCGGUUAGAAAAUCUGGGCUUCGGUGCUGUUGACAUUUCCGAUAAUGAACUCGCUAAGUCUCACUGUAGGUACCUCGUCGGCGGCUCUACUAACGACGCGAAUGAACGCCUCAUAGCCUUUGAGUUCCCUGAACGCAAGGAUGCUCUCAGCAACUUCCUAGCAGGAAUUGACUGUUCUUGGAAUGUAACUCUCUUUCAUUACAGAAAUCACGGUGCAGACGUUGGCAAAGUCCUUGUCGGGAUUUCCGUCCCACCGGAAGACAACGCAAACUUUGAGGCUUUCCUAAUUAAACUGGGCUACCAGUACCAAGAGCAUACUGAUAAUAUUGCCUAUCAGCGUUUCCUGAGACAUUGA
Molecule: messenger RNA, 1653 nt
Organism: Eremothecium sinecaudum
Lineage: Eukaryota; Fungi; Ascomycota; Saccharomycetes; Saccharomycetales; Saccharomycetaceae
Gene: ILV1
Product: threonine ammonia-lyase ILV1
Exons: 1
Coding region: 1-1653 (550 amino acids)
Biological process (GO): L-threonine catabolic process
Molecular function (GO): threonine deaminase activity; pyridoxal phosphate binding
Source: RefSeq, a predicted model, not a curated record